This is a messenger RNA of Protobothrops mucrosquamatus (brown spotted pit viper), 1733 nucleotides long. RefSeq names its product ephrin type-B receptor 1. Gene Ontology annotation, molecular function: protein binding; ATP binding; transmembrane-ephrin receptor activity. Gene Ontology annotation, biological process: protein phosphorylation; axon guidance. The record is from RefSeq and is a predicted model, not a curated record. Gene Ontology annotation, cellular component: neuron projection. Lineage: Eukaryota; Metazoa; Chordata; Lepidosauria; Squamata; Viperidae. The coding region runs from base 11 to 1648 and encodes 545 amino acids. The transcript has 9 exons.
CCCAGCAGGGAUGUUCAAAGCUCAUCAAGGAAUAGGAAUCUGCACACAAUGUCCUCCCAAUAGUCGCUCCACAUCAGAAGCUGCUGCCAUCUGCACUUGUCGCAACGGAUACUACCGGUCUGACUUUGAUCCGUCUGAGGUAGCUUGUACUAGUGUUCCCUCAGGACCUCGCAAUGUAAUCUCUAUUGUCAAUGAGACUUCAAUUAUAUUAGAAUGGCACCCACCUCGGGAUACAGGAGGUCGUGAUGAUGUCACCUAUAACAUAGUCUGCAAAAAGUGUCGAUCAGAUCGCCGUAGCUGCUCCCGCUGCGAUGACAAUGUGGAUUUUGUACCAAGACAACUGGGGCUUACAGGAACUCGAGUCUUCAUCAGCAACCUGUGGGCCCAUACACCAUACACCUUUGAGAUCCAAGCUGUCAGUGGAGUUUCCAAUAAAAGCCCAUUCCCACCACAGCAUGCCUCAGUGAACAUCACCACCAACCAAGCAGCACCUUCCACAGUUCCUAUUAUGCACCAGGUAAGUGCCACCAUGAGGAGCAUCACACUGUCAUGGCCUCAGCCAGAACAGCCCAAUGGCAUCAUCCUGGACUAUGAAAUCCGUUAUUAUGAGAAGCUGAGCCGGAUCUGCAUCCCUGAGAUUAGCAGCGCCAUGGGCUCAAGACCAGCUACCGACCACAAUGAGUACAACUCCUCUAUGGCCAAAAGUCAGACCAACACUGCACGAAUUGAUGGCCUCCGGCCUGGGAUGGUUUAUGUAGUGCAGGUGCGGGCUCGGACUGUGGCUGGCUAUGGGAAAUACAGUGGAAAAAUGUGCUUCCAAACUCUGACAGAUGAUGACUACAAGUCAGAACUGAGAGAACAACUGCCAUUGAUUGCUGGCUCUGCCGCAGCAGGGGUCGUCUUCAUUGUCUCCUUAGUGGCUAUUUCAAUUGUUUGCAGCAGGAAACGAGCAUAUAGCAAAGAGGCAGUAUACAGUGAUAAGCUACAGCAUUACAGUACUGGUAGAGGCUCCCCUGGAAUGAAGAUCUACAUUGAUCCUUUUACAUAUGAGGACCCCAAUGAAGCUGUCCGUGAAUUUGCCAAGGAAAUUGAUGUGUCUUUCGUGAAGAUUGAAGAAGUCAUUGGAGCAGGAGAAUUUGGUGAAGUUUAUAAAGGGCGCCUGAAACUGCCUGGCAAGAGAGAAAUCUAUGUGGCUAUUAAGACAUUAAAGGCCGGCUAUUCUGAAAAACAACGACGGGAUUUCCUAAGUGAAGCCAGCAUCAUGGGUCAGUUUGACCAUCCAAAUAUUAUUCGGCUGGAGGGGGUUGUCACUAAAAGUCGGCCAGUGAUGAUUAUCACAGAAUUUAUGGAAAAUGGAGCCUUGGAUUCUUUUCUGCGACAAAAUGAUGGCCAGUUUACAGUCAUUCAGCUGGUGGGAAUGCUACGAGGGAUUGCAGCUGGCAUGAAAUACCUUGCAGAAAUGAAUUAUGUCCACCGUGAUCUUGCAGCCAGGAAUAUCCUGGUCAACAGCAACCUGGUCUGUAAAGUGUCUGAUUUUGGCUUGUCUCGCUACCUGCAAGAUGACACCUCAGAUCCAACUUAUACCAGCUCUUUGGUAAGUAGUUUGCACAUAAGAACACCUGUGGAGGUUAACAGGUGUUUUCAAUAAUUAGCUUUCAGCUUCUUAUAAUAAUUUACAUACUACAUUGGUCCACUUUUCUAAUUAUUUAUAUUACAAAUGGUCCAGAUUGAAU